This is a messenger RNA of Octodon degus (degu), 2543 nucleotides long. It is a transcript of the gene Akap8, whose product is annotated as A-kinase anchoring protein 8. The record is from RefSeq and is a predicted model, not a curated record. Gene Ontology annotation, cellular component: nucleus; nuclear matrix. The transcript is spliced from 14 exons. NCBI's taxonomy places the organism in Eukaryota, Metazoa, Chordata, Mammalia, Rodentia, Octodontidae. Bases 55 to 2157 code for a protein of 700 amino acids. Gene Ontology annotation, molecular function: protein kinase A regulatory subunit binding; DNA binding.
GAGCGUCCUGUGGAAGACUAGAAAAAGGGUUGGCUGGUAGGCUGCGUCGGAGACAUGGAGCCAGGCUACGGAGGGUAUGGGGCCUGGAGUGCUGGGCCUGCCAACACCCAGGGCACAUAUGGAAGCGGUGUGGCCAGCUGGCAAGGUUAUGACAACUACAAUUACUAUGGUGCCCAGAGCACCAACGUCACUGCAGGAGCAACAUACAGCUACGGCCCAUCUUCAUGGGAAGCCACCAAAGCCAGUGAUGGUGGCCUGGCAGCUGGGGGCCCUUCCAUGCACAUGGCCUCUUAUGGUCCAGAACCAUGCACCGACAAUUCUGACUCUCUCAUUGCCAAGAUCAACCAGCGCUUGGACAUGAUGUCCAAGGAAGGAGGCAGGGGCGGGAGCGGCAGCGGUGGGGAGGGCAUGCAGGACCGGGAGAGCUCCUUCCGCUUCCAGCCAUAUGAGUCGUAUGAUUCCAGGCCUUGCUUGCCCGAACAUAAUCCAUACCGCCCCAGCUACAACUAUGACUAUGACUUCGACCUGGGGACUGACCGCAAUGGCAGCUUUGGUGGGCAGUACAAUGACUGCCGGGACCCAGCCCGGGAGCGAGGGUCCCUCGAUGGCUUUAUGCGAGGCCGAGGCCAGAGUCAGGGCCCAGGUCCAGGCCCAGGCCCGGGCCGCUUCCAAGACCGGAGCAGUUCAAGCACUUUUAUGCGCAGUGACCCCUUCAUACCACCCUCAGCCUCCACUGAGCCCCUGUCCACUUCCUGGAAUGAGCUAAACUACAUGGGUGGACGAGGCUUGGGAGGCCCUUCCCCAAGCAGGCCACCCCCUUCCCUCUUCUCCCAGUCCAUGGCCCCUGACUAUGGCAUGAUGGGAAUGCAAGGGACUGGUGGAUAUGACAACACCAUGCCUUAUGGAUGUGGCCGAUCACAGGCUCGGAUAAGAGAUCGGACCAGAAGGAGAGGGUUUGAGCGCUUCGGACCAGACAGUAUGGGCAGGAAGCGGAAGCAGUUUCCAAUGUUUGAGGAACCAGAUGCCAAACUGACCCGUGCUGACAGCGAAGGCGAUUUUUCAGACAAUGAUGAUGGAGCUGGUGACUUCCGGUCAGGAGAUGAAGAAUUUCGGGGUGAGGAUGAAUUCUAUGACGCUGGGAAGCAGAGAGGAGAGAAGGAUGAGGAGGAUGAGGAAAUGAAGAAGAGGCGAGAAAAGCAAAGGAGGAGAGACAGGAUGCGGGACCGAGCAGCUGACAGGAUUCAGUUUGCCUGCUCUGUGUGCAAGUUCCGUAGCUUUGAAGAUGAAGAAAUCCAGAAACACCUGCAGAGCAAAUUUCACAAAGAGACGCUGCGAUUUAUAAGCACCAAACUGCCUGACAAGACGGUGGAGUUCCUCCAGGAGUACAUCAUAAACAGAAAUAAGAAGAUUGAGAAGCGACGUCAGGAGUUGAUGGAAAAGGAAAGCCCAAAACCAAAACCAGACCCUUUCAAAGGGAUUGGCCAGGAGCACUUCUUCAAGAAGAUUGAGGCUGCACACUGCCUGGCCUGUGACAUGCUGAUUCCUGCACAGCACCAGCUCCUCCAGCGGCACCUGCACUCCAUGGACCACAACCAUAACCGCAGGUUGGCUGCUGAGCAGUUCAAGAAAACAAGUCUCCACGUGGCUAAGAGUGUUCUGAAUAACAGACACAUAGUGAAGAUGCUGGAAAAAUACCUCAAGGGUGAGGACCCUUUCACCAAUGAAACAGUUGAUCCGGAAGUAGAAGGAGAUGAUAAUUUAGGUGAGGAAAAGGAAGAGACACCUGAGGAGGUGGCUGCAGCGGUCUUAACAGAAGUGAUUACAGCAGCUGUGAGGGCUGUAGAUGGGGAAGGAGCUACUGCUGGAGAGAGCAGUGAAGAGCUGGCCCAAGGGGAAGGCCCGGUGGACAUGGAAGGGGCCAGCAGUGACCUGUGCACUGAACAGCUGCUGAAAGAGCCAGUCUCCUGUGGAACAGCAUCUGAGGAGAACCCUGAAGCCAAGGCUGGAAGUGAGGCUGCUAAGGCCAAAAGUGAGGCAAUAACACUGGCAACGGGGGCAGAGAGCACCACAGUUGAAACUGCUCCUGUUCCAGAUGCCAUGGAAGCUGAAGUGGGACAAACUAAUGCAGAGUCCAAAGAUGAUAAGCCCAUGGAGUGAUCCUUCCCUGUUUCAAGGGAUGUGUUAGAUAAUGCAUUGCUCGCUCUUUGGUUUGUAAGCAGUACUAGGGUGUGUUAAUGGAAUAUGCUGUAAGCUAAUUCUGGUGAAGAGACUCAGCCAUCUCCCUUAGGAUCUUCUCUUGCACAGUUGCAUAGCUUCCCACCUUGGCUUGGAGGUUGCAGAGGUUGUACAUUCCCCUCAAGCAGCAGUGAUGUCUUUAGACAGCAGAUGGGAGUAAUAAAAUUUGGCUAAUUAGCUCUUGAUAUUUGGCUUGGAUGCUGCCUUUGUUUUUUCCCUUUAAUUUUUUUGUACUGGUUGAGAGCAGUUUCAACAUUAGGAAUGUAUCUUGCUUGAGGUUUUUUUUUGGUGGGGGGUUGGCACUUACU